Messenger RNA from Culicoides brevitarsis, 821 nucleotides. Its product is annotated as protein N-lysine methyltransferase METTL21D. Gene Ontology annotation, molecular function: protein-lysine N-methyltransferase activity. The transcript is spliced from 2 exons. Gene Ontology annotation, biological process: peptidyl-lysine methylation. Gene Ontology annotation, cellular component: cytoplasm; cytosol. The record is from RefSeq and is a predicted model, not a curated record. The coding region runs from base 48 to 707 and encodes 219 amino acids. Lineage: Eukaryota; Metazoa; Arthropoda; Insecta; Diptera; Ceratopogonidae.
CUCAUUACGAAUUCCAUCUGCCGCAAUUUGUUUGAAAAACAGAAAAAAUGACUGAACCCAAUUACUGCAUUCGAGAAUUCGAAAUAAAUGACGAUUUGUGUCUCGAUUUGCAUCAAAUAAUUGAAGGUCAAGUAAGCGCAGUUGUAUGGGAUGCAAGUAUUGUUCUUGCUCGAUACCUUAUUCAUCGUUGCAACAGCUCCCCAAAGUACUUAAAAGGCAAAAAUAUCCUCGAAUUAGGCUCCGGUUUGGGAUUGUGUGGCAUGACAGCGUGUUGUUUGGGAGCAAAAUCCGUUUUAUUAACAGAUUUAGACGAAGCAAUCCCAUUAUUGCAAGUAAAUGUCGACAAAAAUAAGGAAAAAUUCGAUAAAUCUACAAAAGUUGAGGUAAAAGCACUCAAAUGGUCAACGGAGGAUGCCGCCAAAUUGAUAGAAAAUGAAAUAUUUGACGUCAUUUUGGUUUCGGAUUGUAUUUAUUACGAAGAAUCUAUCGAACCGCUGAUUGAAACUCUCGUAACUUUGCUCAAAGAGAAGGAAACAAAAGUCCUGCUGGCUCAAGAACUCCGAGAAUCACAAAAACAAAUCGAUAUUUUCAAAAAAUUCAUCAAAACAGCACGAGAAAAAAUAAUUUUUAGAGAAAUUUCUGCCGCGGAACAAGAUCCGGACUACCAAUGUGACGAAAUAAUGCUGUACGAAUGUUCGAGAAAAUAAUAUUUUUUUGUAUUUCAUCUUAAAAUUAACGAAUUCGCUUAUAAUUAAUUCAAUAAUCUUUUAUAUCUCUACAAAACAAUAAAUUUAACUGUUAUCAUCGGGCCUAUUGAAUAA